UAGAUUUUGAGAGAAUUCCAAAAAACCUAUCACGCACGCGUAGGGCUAACCCAGCCCUACCGCUGCAGGGCUCAGACUAACCCCCCGUCUUCCCUAGUGCAUACAAGAAGGUCAUGCGACGCCAAAUGCACGAAUCCGGUCGUUCCCCUCCUCGCCUGUUCGCCGCUGGAUUCCUCGCCUCACAGUCAGCUGACGGUUCUCUUACUAACGAGGAUAACCUGUCAUGCAGCAAAGAACUGUCCCUCAGAGCUUCCGUAGUGUCAAGCUUCGAAGCGAUUAAAGCUCAGGGUGGAAAUGACGAACGGGAGCAAACCACGUGGCGGUUUCUGGUUGGUGGAGGCUGCGGGGCCGCGUUUGCAGGGGAUGAUGCUGGUUUCCUAUGGCAGGUGACAAGGCAGCAACAUACGAGACAGCAACAUUCGAAACAGCACAGCAUAGUGCAGCAGGGUACAGAGUUACCAGAGACCGAGGCGAGGCAAGAGAGAACGGAGGGUGCUGAGUGUGCUGAGUGGAAGGGACCAAGACCUCACUCUCCUGCAGAGGCACAGACCCUGCUCUCCCCUAGAAGGAACGAACCUUCUGUGCGAAACUCUGGAAGAGACAAUGGGAAUACCCUCCUCUGUGCUGUUCGCUUCUGCAAGCAAUCGGCCAAUGAGCGCGUGACAUGUGGCGAGUGCUCGCAAGACUCUGGUGUCUUCGUAUCCACGUCAGGACGACUCUUGCAGUGGGACGUAACCCCCACCAGUGGGAUAGAUCUUGCGGCUUCCCCGCCUCCCUGCUACCCCCUUCCCUCGCUCCCUCCUUGGGUCACCGUCACGUCGGUUGCUGUUGGCCUCACACACUGCCUCGCUCUCUCAGGCAGUGGCAUGGUGUGGGCGUGGGGCGAGGGCGCAGAGGGGCAGCUGGGAAUGGGCAGGCGGGUGGGGAAGGUGACAGAGCCAGUGUGCGUGCUGCUUCCUGCACUGGCAGCAUCCGCUAUAAGACCAUCCGCUAUAAGAGCAUCUGCUGUAACAGCAUCCACUAUGAGACCAUCCGCCGUAACAGCAUGUGCUUCAAGAGAUGACUCGUUACAAGCAACGGCAGUGGCGUGUGGAGGCAGGCACAGCCUCGUGCUGGCAGAGGAUGGAUCUCUCUUCUCCUUCGGAUGGGGCCAAUAUGGCCAGUGUGGUCACGGCACGUCAGACGACUGUCUCUCCCCCACCCUCCUUUCCGCGCUUACCGGCCUCACGGUAACAGCGAUCGCGGCUGGCCUCUGGCACUCCCUUGCCAUCGCCCUUCCUGCUGGGUCAAUCGGUGGUGGGGGUGGUGGUGGGGUUGACAGUGCUGCUGACAUGGAACUGGAAGGUGGUGACGUGUACAGCUGGGGAGGGAAUCAGUUUGGCCAGCUGGGCACGGGAGACACGGCCGCAAAGGUGCUUCCGACUCUCCUGGAUUGCCCAAGUCUAGACACUCGCGCCGUGAAAGCCAUCUCCUGUGGAGCAAGGCACUCUGCGGCUGUCACCACUGACGGCACUCUUUUCGUGUGGGGCUCUAACAAGUUUGGCCAGCUUGGCAUUGGCCAUAAGGAUGAUGCCUAUUCCCCUCAGAUGGUUGCAAAGGAUAAGUUUGAUAUAAACGGCUGUGGUGAUAAUGAGAGCGCCGGUGAUAAAAAACUGGAGCAUGCCCGUGAAGUGUUCGUGCAAGAUGCAAAGUGUGGUUGGUGGCACACCCUUGCCAUUACUAGGGGCACUGUCAAGAGCCUGAAUAAUGGAUGACAUGUCUAGCUAACUUUAUUUUGGUUUGAUGCUAAUUGAAUUUUUGCCCUGGCU
Molecule: messenger RNA, 1808 nt
Organism: Closterium sp. NIES-67
Lineage: Eukaryota; Viridiplantae; Streptophyta; Zygnematophyceae; Desmidiales; Closteriaceae
Source: the annotation of a GenBank genome assembly